AUGAGGAACACGCACAUCUUCGCGGGCACAAGCUGCCCCGCACUCACGAACCAGAUCUGUGGGAAUCUGGGCAUGGCAAAGGGCGAGGCCGAACUCACCCAGUUCUCCAAUGGCGAAACCAGUGUGCGCAUCCUGACGAGCGUCAGAGAGAAGGAUGUCUUUAUCGUCCAGUCCGGCAGUCCCAGGACGAACGACACGCUGAUGGAACUGCUUAUCAUGGUCUCUGCUUGCAAGGGAGGCUCAGCAAGCAAGGUCACAGCCGUGAUGCCCUACUUCCCCUACUCUCGUCAGUCGAAGAAGAAGUCACAUCGGGGUGCAGUGACAGCACGGAUGAUUGCCAACUUGUUGGAUGUAGCUGGUGUCAAGCACGUCAUUACCGUUGACCUGCAUGCCUCCCAGAUGCAGGGAUUCUUCCAGUGCACUGUGGACAACCUGCAUGCCGAGCCGCUGAUCGCGCGCUGGAUCCGGCACAACAUUCCCGAGUGGAAAGAAUCGGUUGUGGUGUCGAAGAACGCGGGUGGCACAAAACGGGUGACCUCACUGGCGGACGCGUUGAAGCUGAACUUUGGCAUGGUGACGACGGACAAGCGGAGGUGGAACAACAUGACGGCGAGCAUGAUCCUUCACCAGUCGGAGGGCGGCCCGCACACACCGGCAGCCAUUGCGAACUUCCGGGCGCUCCCCAGCCACACGCGGGUGCUUUCGGCGGGCUUGAACGGAAUUACCCACUCGUCGGAGGCUUCGAGCUCGAGAGGACCGGCGCCAACCAGCGCUCCUCGGAGCGAUGCAGCGUCGGUGGCAUCGACCAGCGAGUCCACGAAAACCGAGGGUCCAUUCGAGGAGCAAGACGGCAAGUUGCAGAGUCAAGAGAAUGCGGAGUACAACGAUAGGCGUGCGCGUGAAGUCACGCACGCACGCUUCAUCCAAGGCCGCAUUGUGCCGGACGACUUCCCAUCACCAGCUCUCUCGGCCACGGGGAGCGUGGCUGAAGACGACCCGAUGACGAUGUCUCACGUGUCGUCGUUCUUCCAGCCGGAGUCGCACGCUCUCGGCGGCUCGGGCGACGAAGGCGAGUCCAGCUCGGACGAGGAGGCGGAGGCGAGCACACACCCGCCUAUCGAGCGCAUGGUGACGCUGGUGGGCGACGUGCGCGACCGGACGGUGCUCAUCGUCGACGACAUGAUCGACAAGCCGACGUCCUGGAUUGCUGCGGCCGAAACGGUGGUUAAGAAAGGCGGCGCACGGAAGGUGUACUGCAUCGCCACGCACGGCGUCUUUGGCGGGGACUGUCUUAAGCAGUUGCAGGCUUGCGAGUGCAUCACCGGAAUCAUCGUCACCAACAGCUAUCCGAUCCGCGAGAAUUAUGGACACAGCACGAGCAAGCUGGUCGUCCUCGACCUCUCUUUUCUUCUGGCUGAGGCCAUCCGGCGCAACCAUUAUGGCGAGUCGAUGUCUCCCCUGUUUCAGCACGUUGCAGACUAG
Grosmannia clavigera kw1407 is the source of this 1482-nucleotide messenger RNA. RefSeq names its product ribose phosphate diphosphokinase. The coding region runs from base 1 to 1482 and encodes 493 amino acids. Gene Ontology annotation, cellular component: ribose phosphate diphosphokinase complex; cytoplasm. Lineage: Eukaryota; Fungi; Ascomycota; Sordariomycetes; Ophiostomatales; Ophiostomataceae. The record is from RefSeq and is a predicted model, not a curated record. Gene Ontology annotation, biological process: 5-phosphoribose 1-diphosphate biosynthetic process; purine nucleotide biosynthetic process. Gene Ontology annotation, molecular function: ribose phosphate diphosphokinase activity; magnesium ion binding. The transcript has 3 exons.